GCGGCUAAACGCGCAGCUCAAAGACGGCGCCGAGCCAACCGCCCCAAAGACUCAAAACCCUUGAAAACCCUCGGCGUCUUCACGUCUCUCUCUUCCGCCCUCGACACAGCGGGAGAGAAGCAGCGCUGCGGCCCUUGCCGUCCUUCUACAAUGGCGACCUCGCAGUCGCACGCCGUCAAGUCACUCAACACCUCCUCCGGCCGUCGGCGCUUCGUCUUCAAAAGCUUCUCCCAGCGGGUGGAGGAGAUCGAUAUCAACGUGUACCGUAGUCUGGACCCCGUGAAGGCUCAGCCCUCUGCUGGCUCCUCCUUCCUACGAGAGAGUCUCGUUUACUGGAGGGAAUUGAAUACGGCGGAGGACUUCAUCUCGUUUUAUGAAAAGAUGAUGCCGUUGGUUCAGACGCUCCCGCAGGUCAUACUGCACAAGGAAAUUAUAAUGUCAGAGCUUCUUGAUAGAUUGCAUGUGAAAGCAAGAUUAUCACUCGAACCAAUCCUAAUGUUAAUCUCAGCAUUGUCCAGAGAUUUACUAGAUGAGUUUCUACCUUUUUUGCAAAGGCUUACAAAUGCUUUAGUAGAUCUUCUUAGAAAUGGCGGCGAUCAUGAUCCUGAAAUCUUAGAACAGGUCUUUACAUCUUGGUCAUAUAUCAUGAUGUAUAUGCAGAAGUAUCUUGUGAAGGAUGUUGUUUAUGUUCUCAAGAUGACAAUCCACUUAAGAUAUUUCCCAAAAGAUUAUAUCCAAGAAUUUAUGGCUGAGGCUGUUUCAUUCUUGCUGAGGAAUGCAUGCAAAGUCCAGCUGUGGAAAGGUGUUAGCAAGGUUAUAAUGGAAGUUGCAAAAAGUUCAUCUAUGAGGAGAACAGGAGUUACUGCUUUGCUGUGGCAUGUGAUGCGGGGGGCUCCAUCAAUGCUUCACUCAAAAGCUGAAACAGUAUGGCACCUCUUGAUGGACAAGUCCAUUUUUAGUCUUGGUGAAAAAUAUCCUGAAGGUCAGGAUGCUCUUCUUCAGGUUACAAUAGGCAUUAUCCGUCGGUUAUGCAAUGAGAUCAACCCUGAAGAACUGAAAGUGAUAUUCCACUCUUUGAUCAAAGAAAUAUCGAACUGCAUCAGUGAUGGUGACUUGGAACACCUGAAUCAUUUAUUGUCUCUUCUUACAUUUGCUGUUUGCAAUAUUGAUGGGAGCAAAGUGUAUGAUAGACAAAAGAUACUUGAUCUUGUUAGCUCACUCAUACAAUCAUUUGUUGUGCCUUCCAUUAGUGUAGAAAUGGAAGACCUACCAUCUAAAGUUCUUAGUAGAGUACUGGAAUUGAUGCUCUGCCUUCUAGAUGUUCCGCUUAUUUCUGUUGAUAUGUCUAGCAUCUUGCUGCUGUAUGCUCCUGCAUUCAAGUUGAAAAGUUCAAGGCUACUGGAAUUUUUAAGGGGGUUUAUCCUGAAAGAUCCUGAGAUAGUGCAUGUAUUUAGAAGCCAUAUAUUAAGUGUCAUGGGUGAUUUAGUUGAAGUUUCUCCUGAAGAAGCUCUUUUUUUUAUGAUGGCAUUCUUUGAAAAACAAAGGAAACAACAAAUUUGUGAUGUUGUAGGAGUAUCUGAAGACAAGGUUCUUAAGUUGUGCAAAUUUUCAAAUGAGAUCAUCAUAUACUGGAUCAAGUUAUUACAUGAUAACACAGGAAACAGUGAUCAAUUAAAUGAGCAAGUUUCUGAAAUGGAGAUGGCUAUCCUAUGGGGAGUUGUUAGUUGCUAUCCUUAUUUACCAUAUUCACAGGAUAGUUUGGUGCUCAUAAAAGAUCUCAUUGUUACUAUUGAUCAACUUCUGGAAACUGAGAUAGAAAAAAAUGCAAGUUUUCCAAAGUCCACUUGGCAGAGUAUUAUUGGUGCUGCAUUGAGUUCUUUUCAUAAACUACUACUAGUCAAGAAGCUUGGACCUUCAGAAACAAGCAUAUUUUUGCAUCUUGCAAAGAGACACAAAUCAUCUCUCCAAGUAUUGUCUGCAGUUGCUGAAUAUUCGGAUUCUGUCUUUAGGUCCAAGGCUGAGGGAGCUUCCAGUUGGAAUGUAUUUCAAGAGUUUGAUGUUCAGGAUGUUAUAGACUCUGUGACUUCGUUUGCAGAUAAUUUGAGUCUUCCGAAUAAGGCAGUUCGGGUAUCCACUUUGAGAAUAUUGUCCCAUUAUGCACCAUUAGAUCAAACUCUGCUCACAAGUGAUGUGCGUCCUCAUAAGAAAUUAAAAACUGAAGAAUCUGAAGCAAGCGUUGUAGCCUCCCAGUGCAUUGAUGUUAUUGAGCUUCUCCUUUCUGUUGAGAUGACUCCUCUUUCUAUCUCCACAAGUCGGAAAAUAGUUAUACUUCUUUCCAAGUUACAAAUGAGUCUAUCUUCAGGAAGGAUUAAUGAUAUUUAUAUUCCUCUUCUCUUAAAUGGAAUUAUUGGAAUCUUACAUAAUCGGUUUAGCCAUAUAUGGGAGCCAGCAUUAGAUUGCCUCACUAUUUUGAUAGGCAGACAUAAGGAGCUUGCUUGGAAUAGCUUUGUUCAUUACCUUGAUAGCUGUCAGUCCAAAUUUUUAUGCUCUGGCAAUCACUUGGUGAAACUUAAUUCUGGAAGUUCUCAACCAAAAGAUCUGAUUGACUGCUUCAAAUUAUUUCUUGUUCCUGAAUUUGAUUGCACGCCUUCCAUGAUGGUAACAACACUGUUACUUCAAUCACUUCAAAAGAUCCCUGAGAUUGCUGAAUCUCGCUCUCGACAACUUAUACCAUUGUUCUUCAAAUUUCUGGGUUAUAGUGGUGAUGAUUGUUUCAGUGUUGAAUCAUAUACUGAUCAUGCUUGCAAAGGAAUGGAUUGGAAGAUGAUUCUCAAAGAGUGGCUGAACUUACUGGUACAAAUGCGUAAUGCUCGAUCUUUAUACUGCAGUCCAGUUCUCAAGGAAGUUCUAGUUAAAAGGCUUCUUGACGAAGUCGAUCCCAACAUACAGUUAAAAGUUCUGGAUUGCUUGUUGAAUUGGAAGAAUGACUUUUUGGUCUCAUACGAUGAACAUCUUAAGAAUUUGAUCUUGUCAAAGAACAUCCGCAACGAACUUACUACAUGGGCUGUUUCAGAAGAGUCAGAGUGCAUUCAAGAAGGACACAGGCAUCACCUUAUUCCUAUAAUAAUAAGAUUGUUAACACCAAAAGUUAGGAAGCUAAAGACACUUGGUUCACGGAAGCAUACAGGUGUAAGUCACAGAAGGGCAGUUCUUUGUUUCUUGGCACAGCUUGAAGUUGAGGAGCUUCAGCUUUUUUUUUCUUUACUUCUAAAGCCAUUAAUUCCGAGGCAUCUUACAAAUGAACUCUUUGAUUCUUUGAAUGAUGAGCCAUCUGGAGGGUUGAUAGGUGGAUCUCAGUCAUCCAUCCUUAUCAAAUGUUCAACCUCAAUUGAGGUAACUAAUGUUUCAUGGAAAAAAAAAAAUGGUUUCGUGCAUGUCGUUGAAGAAAUUCUAAGAACUUUUGAUGAGUCACGCAUCAAGCCAUAUCUCAAUCCACUAAUGAUGAUUGUUGUUUGGAUACUGGAGAACUGCAUGUUGAAUCUUGCAAGUGAAAACAGAAAUAGAGCUGUUAAUAUUGCAGAGAGUUUAUCUGGUAACUUCCCAGACCAUGAGAUGAGGACUGAAGCAACAGAUUCUCUUUUGAUCACUGCCAAACAAUUCAAGGAUUUGCGGUCCUUAUGCUUAAAGGUCAUUUCUUUUGUUCUUAACAAGUACGGGAGUCAUGAUUUUGGAUCAGAUUUCUGGAACGUCUUCUUUAGUUCUGUAAAGCCAUUAAUAGACAGCUUUAAACAUGAGGGUUCCAGCAGUGAAAAGCCAAGCUCACUUCUUUCGUGCUUUGUUGCAAUGAGCAGAAGCCAUGUGCUCGUUCCAUUAUUAGAUAAGGAGGCAAAUCUCGUCCCUACAAUUUUUUCAAUGUUAACCGUGAGGACUGCAUCGGAUGCCAUCAUAUCUUCUGUACUCAGUUUUAUUGAAAAUUUGUUGAAUUUGGAUAACAGUGAGGAUCAUCAAGAGAAUGAUUCUCCAAAAGGAAUUUUGGUGCCUCAUCUAGAUGUACUCAUUCAGAGUUUCCAUUUGCUUUUGCAGUCACGAAAAGUUCACCGGAAAUGUACCACAUGGCCCGGAACUUCAGAAUUGAGAAUAUUUAAACUUUUGGUGAGAUAUAUCACUGACCCUACCAUAGCUGAGCAAUUCGUGGACAUACUUAUGCCUUUAUUUAAAAAGAAAGACAGCAGUCCUGAUGAGGCCUUGGAAGGUUUACAUGUUCUCAAAGGGAUCCUGCCGGUUGUGGGGUCUGAAUCAUCUGGCAAAAUUCUAGAGGCCAUCCACCCCUUGCUAGUUUCUGCUGGAUUGGAAUUGCGGUUAUGCAUCUGCGAUAUUCUGAAUAGACUUGUGUUAAUUGAUCCUUCAUUAGCCUUUGUGGCCAGGCUUUUGCAUGGGUUGAAUGCAGUUUCUUUGUCAGAAAUUGGUGAGCUUGAUUAUGACACAAGAGUCAAUGCUUAUGAGACAGCAAGGCCAGAGUUGUUUGCUAAGCUGAAAGUGGAGCAUGCGUUGUUGAUAUUAUCACAUUGUGUAUAUGACAUGGCAUCUGAUGAACUGAUCUUUCGACAAAGUGCAUCUAGGGCAUUGCUUUCAUUCAUUCAUUUUUCUGCAUCGGUUUUGAACAACAGUGAGAGCAAUUCUGCAGAGAUGUUGUUCAAUGAUGGAUCACAUGAAGACACUACAAAUCUAAUUGUGAAAAAAGAAGAUACUGUAAUUACUUGGACAAAAUCCUGCAUCAAGCAGAUAGUGAAUAAAACAUUUCUGAAGAAUAUAGGGGAUGCUAUGACCAAAGACAUUUCCGUCCAGAAAGAAUGGAUUGCUGUGCUACGUGAUAUGGUUUAUCAUUUUCAGGGAUUGCCAUCUCUGAAUUCAUUUAGACCUCUGUGCAGUGAGGAUCCUGAAGUAGAUUUUUUUAAUAAUAUUCUUCACUUGCAGAUCCAUAGGAGAAGAAGGGCACUGUCACGUUUUAGAAAUGUCCUUGGUGCAGGGAACCUAACGGAGGAUGUUAUCCUCAAAGUCUUUCUUCCACUGUUUUUCAAUAUGUUGAUUGAUGUUCAAGAUGGAAAGGGAGAGGAUAUCAGAAAUGCAUGUAUGGAAACACUUGCUUCUAUUUCAGGUCAUAUGCAUUGGGAACCCUACCGUCGCUUUUUAAUGAGAUGCUUCAGAGAGAUGAUCCGUAGGCCUGACAAACAAAAAAUCCUGUUGCGCUUGAUAUGUGCCAUCCUAGAUAUGUUCCAUUUCUCGCACAUGAAUCUCAGUGAAGUCAUGGAAGGCGGGACUGAACUAACUACUGAAGUGAAGUCCACAAAUGCAUUGCCUUCAAUUGAGUCCCACUCAGAUGUCUCUGAAGUGCAAAAGUUUUUGCAAAAUAUACUCCUUAUGCAGAUUCAAAAGCUACUGACUUCAGACACCGAGAAGGUCAAUGUUAACGUCAGUCUUGCUGCCAUCAAAGUACUAAAGCUGCUCCCAGUGGAAAUCAUGGAAUCACAGCUUUCAAGCAUAGUUCAUCAGAUUUGCACCUUUUUGAAGAAUCGUCUUGAAAGCAUACGGGAUGAAGCAAGAUCUGCCUUAGCUGCCUGUGUGAAGGAGCUUGGACUGGAAUACCUGCAGUUUGUAGUUAAGAUUUUGCAAGCAAUACUAAAAAGAGGAUAUGAGUUGCAUGUUUUAGGUUAUACCCUCAACUUUAUAUUAUUGAAGACUCUUUCUAAUCCAGCUGUUGGCAAACUUGAUUAUUGUUUGGAUGAACUACUCUUUGUGGCUGAGAAUGAUAUUCUUGGAGAUGUUGCUGAGGAAAAAGACGUUGAUAAGAUUGCCUCAAAAAUGAAAGAGACAAGAAAGAGGAAGUCAUUUGAGACUCUGAAAUUGAUUUCUCAGAGCAUUACAUUCAGAACACAUGCUAUGAAGUUGCUUUUACCUAUCAAGGCACAGCUCCAGAAAUACACCACACCAAAGAUGAAGGUGAGGCUUGAGAUGAUGCUGCAACAUAUUGCUCUAGGUAUUGAAUGCAAUUCUUCUGUUGAAUUGUCUGAGCUUUUUAUUUUCGUCUAUGGGCUCGUUGAGGAUGGCAUCAGUCCAGAAGGAUCUCAUGGCAACGAGAUAUCCACUAAUGGGAUAAAUAAGAAACCUGUUCAUGAUGGGUCUCAAAACAGGGAUACUUCAAGUCACUGCAAACUGGGGCCACAUAAUUCUCAUCUGAUUGUUGUAUUUGCCCUUGGAUUAUUGCAUAAUCGUUUGAAGAAUAUGAAGUUGGAGGAAGAUGAACAACUAUUGUCAAUGUUAGAUCCCUUCAUAAAGCUGCUGGGAGACUGCUUGAGUUCUAAAUAUGAAGGUGUUUUGGCAGCUUCUUUCAGAUGUCUUGCCCCAUUGGUGAGACUUCCUUUGCCGUCCCUUCAAGGUCAUGCUGAUAAAAUCAAGAUUUUGCUUUUCGAAAUUGCUAAAAAAUCAGGAAAUGUUGGCAGUCCGUUGGUGCAGUCCUGUCUAAAGCUGCUAACAGUGCUACUACGAAGUACUAGAAUUUCACUGUCAAAAGAUCAGCUGCACAUGCUAAUUCAGUUUCCAGUUUUUAUAGAUCUUCAAACUAAACCUUCCCCUGUUGCUCUCUCUCUUUUAAAGUCAAUAGUUGAUCGAAAGCUGGUCGCCCAUGAAAUAUAUGACAUUGUUAUGCAAGUUGCUGAACUGAUGGUUACAAGUCAUUCGGAACCAAUACGCAAGAAGAGCAGCCAAGUUCUGUUGCAAUUUCUACUUGAUUAUCGUCUUUCUGAUAAGCGCCUGCAACAACAUAUGGAUUUCUUACUAUCAAAUUUAAGCUAUGAACAUUCAUCCGGAAGAGAAGCUGUGCUUGAGAUGUUGCAUGCCAUCUUGAUCAAGUUUCCCAAAAGUGUUGUUGAUAAUCAGGCACAAUCCUUUUUCCUCCAUUUGGUGGUGGCUCUAGCAAACGAAUCUGAUAGUAAAAUGCGAGCCAUGGUUGCUACAGUGAUAAAGGUACUGUUAAGUCGCACGAGCCAACAUGCAGCACGUCCUAUUUUGGGGUACAGUUUGUCAUGGUAUAUGGGUGAAAAGCAGCACUUAUGGAGUGCUUCUGCGGAGGUUCUUGGUUUGCUGGUUGAAGUUAUGACAAAAGAUAUUCGGGAACAUAUAACUAGUAUAUUGCAUGUUGCAAAAGGUAUCCUGGAAGCUUCUAUUCAUGCUGCUAGCAAUAAGGGUCUUGACAUUAUGAAUGAACCUGCAAUUCCACUAUGGAAGGAGGCUUACUAUUCUCUUAUUAUGCUGGAAAAGAUGCUGCAGUACUUCCCAGAGUUAUAUUUUGAGAGGAACCUUGAGGAAAUAUGGGUGAUUAUAUGCAAGUUUCUGCUGCAUCCACACAUCUGGGUCCGGAAUAUUUCCAGCCGCCUUGUGGCCUCUUAUUUCAUUGCUGUGACAGAAGCCAGUAAAACCGAUAACCAACAGCUGAAAUCUGGAGGCUAUUUUCUUGUAAAUCCAAGCAGACUUUUUGCUGUAGCUGUUUCAUGCUUGAAUCAGCUGAAAACUUCUCUAAUUGAUGACACAAUGAGCAAUCUCAUAACCCAGAAUCUUGUAUUUUCAGUCUGUGGUUUGCACUCCAGACUAAUAAAUUCACUUGUGCCCCAUGACUAUUGGUCGCCUCUUGAUUCUAGUGAGAAGGGUGUCUACCUCGAGGCUUUUGAAUUUCUUGGUUCAAAAAAAGCAAAGAGUUCAUUCUUAUUAUCUACCACCGUCAGAAGUAAUUUUUCUGGGACAAGUGAUGAAGCUGAUGAGGACAAUGGUGAAGAUUUCAAGUCAUUGCUUGUUGUACCUCUGAUCAAGAGGAUGGGAAAAAUUGCAAUGCACAUGGAAGAUGUACAGAUGCGGAUUGCCUUCAAUUCUUUCAAGAUGAUUUCAUUACAGACUGGUUCUGAAGGUUCCCGUUCUUACGCUAUCCACAUGUUGGUUCCGCUCUAUAAAGUAUGUGAAGGAUUUGCGGGGAAGGUCAUCAGUGGUGAAAUCAAACAGUUAGCCGAAGAGGUCCGUGACAGCCUCAGGGAUGUGCUGGGGGUUGAUAGCUUUGUGCAGGUUUACAAUCGGGUUAGGAAGAACGUCAAGCAGAAGAGGGACAAGAGAAGACAGGAGCAGAAGCUCCUUGCUGUCAUCAACCCCAUGCGCCAUGCCAAGAGGAAGCUGCGAAUCAGUGCCAAACACCGAGCCCACAAGAAGAGGAAGAUCAUGUCAAUGAAGAUGGGAAGAGGAAUAAGGUAGGUAGUGAUGGCCCAUCUUCGUGUUGGAGCUUUCGUCCUGGUGAGCUGAAGAAGUGUGUACUAUGUCGUCAGUUUUCUUCUCCAUUCAUUUGCAGCUUCUGGCGAAAUGCUGGAGGUUCUCAAUUGAUUCAGAGUGACAAUUUUGUAGGGCCAUAUAUAUGUUGAGUUAAAUAUGAUUAUUUUUCUUGGUUGUCU
Molecule: messenger RNA, 8483 nt
Organism: Musa acuminata AAA Group (dessert banana)
Lineage: Eukaryota; Viridiplantae; Streptophyta; Magnoliopsida; Zingiberales; Musaceae
Exons: 31
Coding region: 151-8289 (2712 amino acids)
Cellular component (GO): nucleolus; small-subunit processome; 90S preribosome
Source: RefSeq, a predicted model, not a curated record